AUGGAAUCUCCAUACUCUCGUUACCAGGAAUGCUGUCGACUUAACUGCGCUGUCCACAUGGAGGACAAGGCAAGACAAUUGCAUGCUCGGCAGGCAGUCAAGGAAGCGAGAAGUAUGAAGAUGCCUGCGAUCAGCAGUUCGCAGGAGGAGGAAAAAGCAGCAGCGUCUUCAAGCAGUAGCACGGCGCGCGAGAAAUCGCAGAGGAAGCGUCUCCAGAUGGACUGGACGCAGCCGUUCAAAGGAACAGCAACAGCGAUGAUCGACUCAGGAUCGUCGAUCAAUCUCAUCACCCCACAAACGGUGAAUGAUUGGAAGAUUCCAUGGGUGCUCAAGAAGAGACCCUACCGAGUGUACACAUUUGGAGGAAAAAGCCCUAGCUAUGAGCAGGAACAGGUACUCAGAGAAACGGUACCAAUGAAGGUUGUCAUCAAUGGAGACGAACAAGAAAUCGUGUUCGACAUCACCCCCAUUGGAAAGCACGACGCCAUUUUGGGCAGACCGUGGUUGAGAAAAUACAACCCGGAUAUUGACUGGAAAUCUGGGAAAUUAAAAGAAUACCAGAUGCUCCCACCAGCACGACAACCGUUGAAGAAGUCUCACAAAAACGAUCAACUCAAGGACGUACCCGUUCAGUACCGAGGGUACAACAUCUUUCGAUCCUCUUCCGAGUGCACGCUGCCAGAACACGGUCCAUGGGACCACGAGAUUCCCCUGAAAGAAGGAACCAAGCCGAAGAGCCACAAGAUCUACCAGCUCAAUGAAGCUCAGAUAAAGGCUCUCCGGGAAUACAUCGACGAACGACUAAAACUGGGACACAUACGAGAAUCUCAGUCCCCCUGGGGCUCCCCAGUACUCUUCGUACCUAAGAAGGAUGGAGAACUCCGAUUAGUCGUCGAUUACCGCUACCUCAACAACGAAACCGUCAAGAAUCGAUACCCAUUGCCACUGAUCCAGGAAAUGAGGGACAGACUCGGCAAGGCCAAGAUAUUCUCAAAAUUCGACUUGACGUUAGCAUUCUCCCAAAUCCGCAUGAAAAAGGGAGAAGAACUCAAAACGGCAUUCAGGACUCCCCUAGGUCACUACGAAUACCGUGUCAUACCUCAAGGACUCACCAAUGCGCCCGCAUCGUUCCAAGCUCGAAUCGAUGCCGUGCUCCGACAAUUCGCAGGAGAAUUCGUGAUGGCAUACAUCGACGAUAUCAUCGUGUUCUCCGAGAACGAGGAAGAACACGAGAAACACGUCCACAAGGUGUUAGCCGCCUUAGAAAAGGCUGGACUCUCGAUGGAUCCAGCGAAGGUCAAGGACAUCGCUGAAUGGCCAGCACCAACCAGUGUUACCGGAGUCAGAGGAUUCCUAGGAUUCAUUAACUUCUACCGUCGAUUCAUCAAGGGAUUUGGAGGAAUUGCCAAGCCGCUCAACGACUUGACCAAGAAGGACGUACCCUUUGUAUGGUCCAAGGGGUGCGACGAGGCUUUCAACACCUUGAAGGAACUGAUGCUGAAGCAUCCUAUUCUCAAACUCCCCGACCCCGACAAGCCGUUCGAAGUAGAAACCGACGCUUCGGACUGGGCUAUGGGAGGACAAUUAGGACAACGAGACGAACAAGGUCGUCUCCACCCAGUCGCUUUCUUUUCGAAGGCAUUCCGAGGACCAGAGCUCAACUACCCAAUACACGACAAGGAGCUCAUGUCCAUCAUCUGGGCCUUCAAGGAAUGGAAACCUUGGCUAAGCGGAACCGAAGACCCCGUCCUGGUAUAUUCCGAUCACAAGAAUCUCACGUGGUUCACGACCUCAAAGGAACUCAACCAAAGACAAACGCGAUGGUCCGAGUUCCUGUCACAGUUCAACUUCACGAUUCUGUACCGAAAGGGAUCAGAAAACGCCAGAGCUGACGCGCUAAGCCGACGAGAGGAUCUCAAGGAAUCAAAGCAGUCAACCUCGUCACCCGCGCUCUUCCAAGCAAAUGAAGACGGAUCGCUUCGCCACGUCCCUCCCGCCGACAUCGACCUCAACAUGGAAGACGACCUUAAGGUCUACGUGGUUACCAAGGGAGAACCAGACGACUGGAUUGAACGCAUCAUGGAUGCACAGCACGAGGCAGAUGACGAAGAAAUCAAGAAGCACUUCGCCACGUCUAUCGAACCAUGGAUGCACAAUGGUAAGCUGUGGGUACCUCCUCGCCUGCGAAAAGAACUCGUACGGGAUGUACACGAAUCCCCAGAGGAAGGAGGACACGCCGGAAUAGCUCGCACUAUUGCUCGCCUGCAGGAAACCUUCGGAUUCGCCAAAAUGAAGGACGUAGUAACUAAGGUCCUACACGAAUGCGAGGUUUGUCACAAGACCAAGGCCAAUCGACACAAGCCAUAUGGCCUCCUCGAGCCACUCCCUGUCGCUGAGGGACCCUGGCAAUGCGUAACGAUGGACUUCAUCACGAAGCUACCCGUAUCAAGGGACCCAGCCACGGGCAUUGAAUACGACAGCAUUUUAGUGGUUGUCGACCGAUUCACCAAGUUCGCGUACUUCUUGCCUUUCAGAGAAGAUACUGGCGCGGAACAACUUGGCCACAUCUUCAUACGACACAUCACUUCCAACCAUGGCUGGCCAAAGGAACUCGUGACUGACAGAGACAAGCUAUUCUCGUCACGAUUCUGGAAAGCCUUCAUGAACAAACUAGGUGUCAAACACAAGAUGUCAACAGCAUACCACGCAAGGACUGACGGUCAGACGGAAAGAAUGAACCAAGUCUUGGAAGCUUACCUACGAGCAUACGUCAACUACGAACAAGACAACUGGUCAGAACUACUUCCGACAGCGCAAAUGUCCUACAACAGCUCAAAGACAGAGACUACGAAAGUCACACCAUUCUUUGCCAACUUUGGAUAUGAAAUGAGUUCGCGCAGAGGAUGGGAUGCAGAAUUCUUUGUGCCCAGAGCACACAUUCGCGCUGAGAGACUCAUCGAGAUGCAUCAGACACUCCGCGACGAACUCACAUUCGUACGUGACAGGAUGAGCAGAUAUUACGACCGCACUAGAUCGACGGCGCCGAUCUUCAAGAGGGGAGACAAAGUUUACCUCCUCCAUCGUAAUAUCAAAACAAAACGACCCAGUGACAAACUCGACUAUAAGAAACUGGGACCAUUCAAGGUUCUCGAGAAAGUUAGCACUAGCAACUACCGUCUUGAACUACCCAAAAGCAUGCGACAAUGGCCUACCAUCCACAUCUCACUACUGGAACCAGCGCCCAAGAACGCCAGACUCGACAAGAAGGUCGAAACCUGGAACGAGGGUGACGAGUUCAUGGCAGAAGGCAUAUUGGACUCCAUGAUCGAAAACGGAAACAUCAAGUACUUUGUCAAAUGGAAAGGUUAUGGACACGAAAGCAAUACAUGGGAACCCCCAGAAUACCUCCUCAACUUCAAGAAAGAGAUUGAGGAUUGGCACGUCAGAACCCUGACCGACCGAAGCCGCCAACCGCUCCAAGGCCCCAGGAGACAUCGAUUCCAGCUCUCUCAACCAAUCGUCAGAGCCCUCCCCGGCGACGACCUCGUCGUUAAUAACACCAGAACUCUCCCCAUUCGAGUUUGA
Molecule: messenger RNA, 3585 nt
Organism: Sordaria macrospora k-hell
Lineage: Eukaryota; Fungi; Ascomycota; Sordariomycetes; Sordariales; Sordariaceae
Source: RefSeq, a predicted model, not a curated record